Phytophthora nicotianae INRA-310 is the source of this 1250-nucleotide messenger RNA. RefSeq lists its product as hypothetical. The coding region runs from base 233 to 1111 and encodes 292 amino acids. Lineage: Eukaryota; Oomycota; Peronosporomycetes; Peronosporales; Peronosporaceae. The transcript has a single exon. The record is from RefSeq and is a predicted model, not a curated record.
CUGUGUCUCAAUGCAUCCCUUACCAAUCAAAAGAAGCCAAAGAUGAUGUCUGUUCAGUUGAUACAUUGCGAGAGACGGACGAGGGGGUGACCGCGAUGGCAACAGCGACUACUCAAGUACAGGACUGCAGCUCGACCGGAUCGGCCAGUCCUCGCUUCCUCACUUUUCAUCUUGCCCUUCCCAGCAAUCGACGACCGACCCCAGUCACGCAGCUCCGUGCGAAACCUUCAAGAUGCACUCGAAGAUCCUCGCCGUACUGGGCCUGUGUGUCGCUGCUUCCAUCCUGCAGGCAGCCGACGCUCGUGGCAGUGCUUCAGCGGCUCCGCGUCGUCUACUUGGCUCCUAUAAGGACUAUGGACACCACCCGCGGAAGCACGACCAUGACCACGACCGCAAAAAGCAUCACCGCCACGACAAGGAUUACUACCGUCGUCGUCUAGAAGACAAGGAAAACAAGGCCGCCGAGUCCUCGAGCUACGGCAAAUACGACUAUGGUCACGAUGACCACAAGCACGACGACCACAAGCAUAAGCGCUACGGCUACGACGACGACAAGCAUGACGAUUACAAGCACAAGAGCUACGGCUAUGGCGACGACUACAAGCACAAGAGCUACUACGGCUACGGCGACGACUAUGAGGGCUAUGGCUACAACUAUGGGUACAACUAUGGCUACAAGAGCUAUGGCGGUGACUGCGAUGACUACAGCGACGACUACUAUGGCCAUGGCAACGACUACUACAGCUAUGGCAAGGACUACAGCUACGGCUACUACCCCGAUUACUACUCGUCCUACGGUAAGGACUACGACGGCUAUGGCUACGGCUACUACCCGGACUACUAUUCGUCGUAUGGAUACGGCUACCCUAGCUACGGCUACCCCGAUUACGGCUACGGCUACUCCAAUUACGGCUACGGCUACCCGGGCUACUCUGGCUAUGAGUCUGCCCAAACGAGUGCUGGCGCCGUUGGUGGUGAGAAAGAGCCUGCAACUGUGUCCACGGACGCUGUGGACGCCAAGUCAGUCGAGAAGGAGAGCAAAACGGGGUCGAAAGCAAAAUCGUCGAAGGAGACCAAGUCGGAUCCUACUGACAAGACGAAGGGCAAAUGAAGAAGCUGAAACAAGGCAUGCUGUGUGGGAAGAGUAGGUGACGGGUAAUGGUGAUGUAAGCCCGCGAGGAAAAAUUGUAGCGUAGAUAAAAGAAGAGGCAGUAGUAAUGAAUGCAAAGCCAAUAGGUAUGAUCUUGUUU